CGAUAUCUUCGAUCUGUGCUAUUGGUCCCGUUUGCCAUGUCAAAUCAGCAGUCUCAGGACGGCGUUGACGCUUCUCCGACAUCUACCUCUCUUCCGAUUCGCACCAUGGACCCCACUACUCAGGGAGGCGCUGCCCCUGCAACCGGGGAGCUCUCCAAAAAUGCCGCGAAAAAGGCUGCGAAACAGAAGAAACAAGCUGCCGACAAGGCGGAAAAGGCUGCUAAUAAAGGGAUUGGCAAGUCCGAAUCCAAGUCCUCGAACCCCAAGCAUCCCAAGAAAAAGAUCGACGGCGCUGCUCUCAUUGGAAUAGAUGUUGCGAAGGAGGAUGAUUUUGCAGCAUGGUACCAGCAAGUACUAUUGAAAGGAGAUAUGUUAGACUACUAUGAUGUAUCUGGCUGUUUUGUAUUAAAGCCCCAUUCAUUCUUUAUUUGGGAAGAGAUACAGAGCUGGUUCAAUGAUAAGAUUAAGAAGAUGGGCGUCAAAAACUGCUCGUUUCCGUUGUUCGUAUCCGAAGAUGUUUUGAAGAAGGAGAAGGACCAUAUAGAAGGAUUUGCAGCCGAGGUAGCCUGGGUUACACACGCUGGAAGUAGCGAAUUAGAGAAAAAGAUUGCCAUUCGUCCGACUUCAGAAACAGUUAUGUACCCAUACUACGCGAAAUGGAUUCGAAGUCACCGCGAUCUGCCGCUUAGACUAAACCAAUGGAACUCAGUUGUAAGAUGGGAGUUUAAGAACCCUCAACCUUUCUUACGCACGCGUGAAUUCUUGUGGCAGGAAGGCCAUACUGCGCAUUUGACCGAAGCAGCCGCCCGUGAGGAGGUUCUACAGAUUCUCCAGCACUACGCUCAUGUCUAUGAACAACUCCUGGCCAUUCCAGUCAUCCGAGGUCAAAAGACCGAUAAAGAAAAGUUCGCCGGCGGUCUCUACACUACGACUGUUGAGGGUUAUAUCCCCGCUACAGGUCGAGGCAUUCAAGGCGGUACCUCGCACGGUUUGGGACAGAAUUUUAGCAAAAUGUUUGGCAUAACUGUCGAGGACCCCACCUCGAAACCGGAUGAAAAGAAGCCACCACUUCAUGUCUGGCAGAACUCUUGGGGCCUCUCCACCCGUACCAUCGGUGUCAUGGUUAUGGUUCACAGUGAUAACCGCGGAUUAGUCCUUCCUCCGCGAGUGGCAGAUGUCCAGACCGUCAUUGUUCCUGUCGGGCUGACCGCAAAAACCCCUGACGACGUACGCGCGUCGAUCAACGCUGAAAUUGAUCACUUGGCCUCUGUUCUUGAAGCAGCCGGCAUUCGCGUGGAAAUUGACAAGCGUGAAGGCUACUCUCCAGGCUGGAAGUUCAAUGACUGGGAACUUAAAGGUAUCCCUCUCCGCCUUGAAUUCGGUCCUGGGGAAUCAUCGGGCGGUUUCGUAACCACCUCUCGUCGUGACAUUCCUGGAAAAGAAGGAAAAUCUACCAUUCCAAUCGCUGAGUUAGCUACGGCGGUACCGGCCCUCCUUGAAACCAUUCAGGCAGACCUCUAUGCCCGUGCUGACGCCGAAUUCCGCUCACAUAUUAAGCAUAUUACCAACUGGGCGGACUUCUGCCCGGCGCUCAAUGAUAAAAAUCUUUGCAUGAUUCCGCAUUGCUUGACAGAGCAAUGCGAAGAUGAAAUUAAAGAAAUGAGUGCUCGCAAGGCUGAAGAAGAAACGGGCGAAGCCGUUGACGCGAAACUGCCAAGUAUGGGUGCAAAGAGCUUGUGUAUUCCGUUUGAGCAGCCAGCUGGUAUCGAGAAGGGAGUCACAAAGUGUACAAACCCGAAGUGCACGCGAUUAGCAGAGCAAUGGUGUCUGUUUGGACGUUCAUAUUAAACAUAUCGAUGGCCAAUUUACAUCUCAAAUUCAAAAUACCUCCAAAGUAAGUUAGCAGAAUAAGGGCGAAAGCCCCCAAUUGCUGGAUUGCGAUAAUAUCACUCAUAGACUUCUCGCUCUGUCAUACCAUGCGGCUUCCCAUAUUUUUGGAUAAGAAGCGUUACAGUUCCUAGGUUGGCCCUCGUUUAUCGAAUAGAUCAAGGAACCUGCAGUUAGUGUGCAUGAGCCUGCUAUCUUGCUCGGUCCUUCCAAUGUCUAUAACCUACCUGAGCUGUUUAUACGAGGAACCUACGCCUAUAUUAGAGUAGUAAAGCUAGGCUUGAGAACGCAAUGCAACCCUAUUAUGGAG
Molecule: messenger RNA, 2197 nt
Organism: Coccidioides posadasii C735 delta SOWgp
Lineage: Eukaryota; Fungi; Ascomycota; Eurotiomycetes; Onygenales; Onygenaceae
Gene: PRS1
Product: ribose-phosphate pyrophosphokinase 1
Biological process (GO): prolyl-tRNA aminoacylation
Cellular component (GO): cytoplasm; aminoacyl-tRNA synthetase multienzyme complex
Molecular function (GO): ATP binding; proline-tRNA ligase activity
Source: RefSeq, a predicted model, not a curated record